Messenger RNA from Haliotis rufescens (red abalone), 3013 nucleotides. Its product is annotated as deleted in malignant brain tumors 1 protein-like. The transcript is spliced from 23 exons. Bases 44 to 2776 code for a protein of 910 amino acids. The record is from RefSeq and is a predicted model, not a curated record. Lineage: Eukaryota; Metazoa; Mollusca; Gastropoda; Lepetellida; Haliotidae.
CGAGGAGGAGUGUUUUAAAUAUAACGUAACUGUCACUUUGACAAUGGGACGUUUUAUGAAUCUGGCGUUUUGUCUGCUUUACACAACAACCAUAGCUAAAGCCAAAUGGUGUGAUGAGACCUUCCUUGCAACACCCAUGGACAGUCUGAAGGAACCUGUGGUUGGACGAAGAGGGACGUGCACAAUGUCAAUAAAGGGUAAAGCUGCAAUCGGCGCUAUAAUCGUGACUUUCAAGAAUGUCAACUUGACGUACCACGCGACAUGUGACGUCAGUAACAGCAUCGCCGUACACGAUGGCGAUUCAUCCGGCGCCAUCCUCGGUUUGGUUUGUGGCAACUACACAAGCACCUUCCAAAGUUCCGGCAACGUCCUCACUCUGCGCUAUCCCUCGGCUGAAGUAACGGACACAAACGCAUUUGAUCUAGAAUAUCGACAAUCGGACAUCAGCUGUUAUGGGCCUUCGGUGACCGCCGUGUCAUCCACAGAGUACAGCAUCUUUUCUGUCGGGUACCCUGUUGGUGUUCUGGUAUCGCGCUCGUGCUAUUGGUUUGUGAGGGCACCCGAAGGUCAGCGAGUUCGUGUCUCCAUAGAAACCGCUGGUGAUGUCAUCAGCACGUGUCAAGACGUCAACAUCAGAUUUGGAAACUCUUACAGGUACUUGAAGAAUGGGUAUGUUUGGUGCCCUGGGAAGACCAAUGUCUAUCAAAGUUGGGGGUUCAUGGCAUUACUGCGGUUGAAGAUACCACCGGGUUUGAGUAUACGUGCCAAGUAUAGAGCCCUCGAAGGGUCUACAUGUCGUGGUGAUUUCCGGGCAACACAAGAGGAACAAUUCCUUAUGACACCGGGAUACCCAAAUCCUUUUCCAAGUUACCUUGAAUGUCGAUGGGAGAUAAAAUCCCCUGACCCCACCAGUGGCAGUAUCCGGAUAGAUGUCCUAGAAAUGGAGCUCGUGGAGACGGAUGGGUGUUCGUCAGAUGUCAUCAGGAUUUAUGAUGGGAAAUCAAGAUACAAUAGGCUUGUUGCAACAGCUUGUCGAGGACCUGCAACAUUCUAUGUGUAUGGACAUUCAGCAAUGGUCCAGUUCAAAUCAUUGAGAGAUCGUAAUACUAAAUCAGGUUUUAAGCUGAAGUAUUACUAUACCAGAGCUGAGCCAUGCGGGGGAAGUCUCGUUGCCACCUCUACAACGCAGAAUGUUACAUCACCAGGAUACCCCGCCAACUAUCCCAACUCCGUGGAAUGUGUCUGGGCCAUUUCGGCCGACAACCCAAAAAGCAAAGUCCGGGUAACGUUUCUGGAGGCAGUGCUGCUUGACGCAAUGGAUGUGGUGAGAGUAUAUGAUGGCAACUCUACCUCCGGCUACUUACUGGGACAAGUGUCUGGAACGAACAAACCCUCCUUCACCAGUCAAGAGGCGUCACUUAGCUUGGUGUUUAUAACUAACGAAAGGGGACAGACGUAUAUUCCUGAACUUGCUAAAUCAGGAUUUGUAUUUGGAUACGUGGAAAUACAGGCUGAACCAUGCGGGGGAAGUCUCGUUGCCACCUCUACAACGCAGAAUGUUACAUCACCAGGAUACCCCGCCAACUACCCCAACCCCUUGGAAUGUGUCUGGACCAUUUCGGCCGACAGCCCAGAAAACAAAGUCAGAGUAACGUUUCUGGAAGCAGGUCUACUUGACGGUACAGAUGUUGUGAGAGUGUAUGAUGGUGACGCUACAUCCGGCUACUUACUGGGGCAAGUGUCUGGAAACAAUGGAAAUCCCACCUUCACUGGUCAAGAGGCGUCUCUUACCUUGGUAUUUACAGCUACAGACAAUGGACAGAAGCCUAGUACUCAAGUAGGAUUUGUGUUUGGAUACGUGGAAACACAGGUCACGCCACUCUUGCAACGUUCAAUUGAAGCUCAGCUUGAAGAAACCGUUUUGAUGUCACCCAGAUUCCCGGGAGGAAAAGUGAAAGACAUAAACGCUACCUGGACAGUGCGUUCUAAAUGGGACAGCUACGAGGUACUGUUAUCAUUCCUUGAGGUUGAUGUUGGUGACGUCAGCGACUGUAACAACAACUACAUUUCAGUGUAUCAAGGAUAUUCAUCAUCUGGUCAGAUUUCAAAGAUCUGUGAUAACGAAACAGGUACAUUCCUCAGCCGAGACAGAGAACUCUCCGUGGUCUUCAGGACAGACAGCAAACUGGCUAGACGAGGGUUUAAAGCUGAAUAUAAAAUGUCGAAAUUUGGAACCUUUGCCGGUUGUUUUGGUUUCCCGAAUGAAGUGCGUGUUUAUCCCAACACUAAGGGGAAUCUAGAAUCGCCAUUGUAUCCCAACAAAUACCCAAACUUGAUGAACUGUUCCACCCUAUUGAAGUCUAUCUUUGACGACCACUACAUCCAGCUGGAGGUGACAGACAUGAACAUGCCCCACCCCGAGGACACGGGCUGCACCAGAGACUUUGUGGAGUUCUUUGAUGGUCCGAGUUCUGCUUCGCCAAGUCUGGGUCGAGCCUGUGGCCAAACAAAGUUAACAGUUACGUCAAAACAUGCUGGCCAAGACGUGCUGGUCAUGUUUAUCUCUGACUCGAAUAAAGGUGGCAACGGGUAUAUGAUCAAAUACUCAGCUGUAAAAGAAGUUGGUCAAGAUACUGAAUCUUCAACUCCAGUUGGCCUCACACUUGGUAUCAUCGUUGGUUGCCUUGCUUUGAUCCUACUGGUUGGCAUCGUUGUCAUCAUAAGGAGAAGGUCAAUGAGGAAGUGGUCACUGGAACAACGUGAAAUACACCGUUAGUCUCAUCAUGGAAAAUGAAGGCUAUUUGGAACUAUUUAUAUCUCCAAAGCUAAACAGCGUGGUCACUAUCCCCUGCUCGUGGGGCACAUUUGAAUUUUGGAAUUCAUAUAGAAGUGAAUAUACAUGGAGAAAGGGAGGGUAACUCCAGACAAAUACGGCAUUAAAGUCUUGACUGGAACGUUGUGUAAAUGGCCUGACUGCAAUCACUUAAAGAUUAUUAAAUCCACUGCGAGCAAG